UAUUUAUUUAGUGCAAACAUGGAAUUACGGAAAUGGUAUCAUAUUUUUCCAUAUCGAGCAUGACCAAUUGAGUGACCAAACACUAUUCUUAUGCGUGAGUAAUGGAGAGUCGAUCAUUUGGGAAAUCACUUAAUUAUCGGGUGCUUUUUCCGCAAAUGCUGAUCCGAUGGAUUUGUAGCAUCUGAAGCCGUUUCACGGCAAAGUGCAUUUCCAGGGGACGAGGAUCAAACCCUGUCGAUCAACGCAAGAGCCUUCGCAUGUACUUCUGCAUAUUUUUUGUAAGAACAUAUACAAAGUGGAAAAAACUUCAAAGAUUUUCAAGAAAGCGAGGACUUGAAUGUUCUGAGUCAUCCGACCAUGACGAGACACAACCACGCAAGUCUCACGUUCCUCAAUGCCACGACAGAACACCGUACCCCACAGCAGACCAGCAUCUACGUAUAUCCCAACUACCUAAAUCGAACCAGCAAAACAACGAAUUCAUUACUACCAAUUCAUCAUCACGAAAUCCUGCUUGCCCCUCUCAACAAAGCAAAAUCUUUUUUGGAAUAGAGCAAAAAUUCGCCGCUCCCUCCCUGCCCAGCCUGCCCUCGAACGCGCACUAUUUUCCACGAUCCCCGAAGUUCAUCCCUCCCCCCACCGAGAGACCCCCCCUCCCCCUGCAUUUUCCUACACCGCCAGACUGCUUAUUGCCCCCCCUCCCUCUCCCGCUUCCAUUUGCACCUGCAACUUCCGGUUCAUAAUCUAUUUUAUCUCUCAACUAUCCCCUCGAGCGAUCCUUUGUGAAAGACUCUAUUAUAUGCUAGAGCCAGCUAGGACUGGGACUAGGGUUCGGCGGGUGGAUUUGUGUACCUAGAAUGGUAAAUAAAUAUAGUUGAUGUGUGAUACGCCACACGAUCGAUCGCGUUACGUCCCGUCGUUGCUGAAGGAGUU
Molecule: messenger RNA, 933 nt
Organism: Aaosphaeria arxii CBS 175.79
Lineage: Eukaryota; Fungi; Ascomycota; Dothideomycetes; Pleosporales
Exons: 1
Coding region: 258-743 (161 amino acids)
Source: RefSeq, a predicted model, not a curated record